GCCAAAUCCUCUGAUCUUCUGUUAUCCAUCUGUGAAACCGUAAUUUACGUACAAGGCCAGACGACAAUACAGCACAGCAUCAUGAGCAAGGUCAAAGCACCAAAGACGAAGGGCAUACCAAACAAGCAUCUGCACGCCCGCUCGACUUUUCUCUACCAAGCAGCCACCUAUCUGACGCUGCAAGCGGCUACUCAAGAGCACGUCGCAGCUGAGGUCGCACGAGACAAAGAGGAUGACUCGAUCGAGACUCAGCUACAUUCACCGCUCGCACUCGAGCUCGGAUCCGAUCUCCAACAGGUAUCACGGAAAGGCCAGCUACGGCUCGCUGUCGACUUGAAGCGCUCUAUGUGCAAAAGCUGCAAUACAGUUCUCAUUCCUGGACGCACUCUUACUCAGAGUAUUGAAAACCCCAGCAAAGGUGGCAAGAAGCCUUGGGCAGAUGUGCUCGUCGUUGUUUGUCUCAUCUGUGGCGGCAAGAAGAGGUUUCCCGUAGGUACAACGAAACAACUCAAGAAGGCUAAGAGGAGGACUACCCAUACAGCCAUGUUGUCAAAAACUGCUUCAGAAGAUGGCCAAUGCUCCGAGACUACCCUUGCCACGGGUACGGAGUGAUUCAAGGUCAUUUUAUGAUUGACUUCACUCAUUCGCUACACGCAACGCUUGAAUCACUCAAUCGAGAAACCUACGAGGGCUUCGAGAACUAUGCCAGAAUCGUUUCACCAGAGAAGAAUACAUAGGCUACUAUGGUCUAAACCUUAGAAAUCGCAG
This is a messenger RNA of Alternaria rosae, 768 nucleotides long. Its product is annotated as RNAse P Rpr2/Rpp21/SNM1 subunit domain-containing protein. The record is from RefSeq and is a predicted model, not a curated record. Gene Ontology annotation, biological process: tRNA processing. Lineage: Eukaryota; Fungi; Ascomycota; Dothideomycetes; Pleosporales; Pleosporaceae. The coding region runs from base 82 to 612 and encodes 176 amino acids. Gene Ontology annotation, cellular component: nucleolar ribonuclease P complex. The transcript has a single exon.